Ananas comosus (pineapple) is the source of this 1607-nucleotide messenger RNA. RefSeq lists its product as uncharacterized. Lineage: Eukaryota; Viridiplantae; Streptophyta; Magnoliopsida; Poales; Bromeliaceae. The record is from RefSeq and is a predicted model, not a curated record. The coding region runs from base 121 to 1305 and encodes 394 amino acids. The transcript has 7 exons.
AGGGCGCGUAGUAGCGAGAGAGAGAGAGAGAGAGAGAGAGAGAGAGAGGAUGGGAUCGUCGUAAGCAAAACCCUAGCCCUAGGAUCUCGGAUCUCGGAUCCUCGCGGAUUUGUGGAGGAGAUGUGGGGGCGGCUGUACUGGGGGAGGAAGGAGGGGGAGGUGGGAAUCGUGGUGGUGUUCGCGUGGCUCGCGAGCGAGGAGAGGCACCUCGAUCCCUACCUCGACCUCUACUCCGCUCUCGGAUGGAGCUCCCUCGUUUGCCACUGCGAUUUCCUCACUCUGUUUUUCCCUGAGAAGGCUAUGGCGCUAGCUGACAGUGUUCUUAAAGAGCUUAGUAAGGAAUUAAAAGUUAGAUCAUUACCUGUCGUACUCGCGCCCUUUUCUGGGGGAUCAAAAGGUUGCAUGUAUAAAGUCAUUCAGUUGAUUUAUGGAAAACGUGAAGGGCAACUUAAUCCGGAUCAAUAUAAGCUGGUAAGAGACUGCGUAUGUGGCCAGAUAUACGAUUCCGGUCCGGUAGACUUUACCAGUGAUAUGGGUACACGAUUUGCUCUUCACCCAACUGUACUCAAGAUGUCUCAACCUCCAAGAAUUAUUUCAUGGAUGGCAAAAGCCUUUGCUUCAGGUCUCGACACACUCUUCAUAAGCAGAUUUGAAGCACAGCGUGCUGAGUUUUGGCGAACUCUGUACUCGUCAGUUAAUGUGGGCCCAAUUCUUAUAUUAUGUUCGGAGGAUGAUGAGCUGGCACCGUAUGCAGUUGUUUAUAAUUUUGCUCAGCAUUUGCUAGAGCAGGGAGCGUUGGUUAACCUAGUGAAAUGGGGCAGAUCUCCUCAUGUAGGUCAUUACAAGAAUCAUCCGGAUGAAUAUAGAACUGCCGUUGCCGACCUACUUAGCAGUGCUGCGAUAACUUAUUUCAAGAGAAGAAGGCAACAUUUCAGUGGCAAUUCAAUGGUCAUGGCAGAUCCUUGUAAUAGAAUACCGGAGUCUGUAUGCGAUCUUCACACAGCUGCAGUGAACUCGAAUGAGAGCCUCAAAAGAGUGGCUACCGAUCCAACCGAUCAUUUCUUUCUACCAAGCUCUAUGGAGUACAACGAGAACCAAGAAGAAUCCAAAGAUGAGCUAUUCCACAUGCCUAGCAUCAAUCCCCACGGGGUUUUGAGUCAAAUCCUUUUCGACGUAUGUGUUCCGAAGAACAUAGAAGGGUGGGACAUAAAACAUGCGGCUUCCGUAACUGGAAGGCAGAGAUUUGGUUCUUCUAGGCACAGUCCUCUGAAUCCGGUGAAAUGCAUUCGGCGGUCGAGAUUAUAGAGUUUUGAUUCGAGCGGAAUGUGAAGAGACCAGAGCAGGACAUUCUACAGGACUUCCAUGAUAGGUAUAUAUGUAAGAUGUGAAUCCUGGGGAUGAUCAAUGAGAGAUGUAUGUGCAAUAAGAAAUAAAUCUUUCUCGUUGUGUUUCCUCUUUGUCCUUUGAGAUGUAGUGUAAAAUGAGAGGAAGAGUUUCCUUCUUUGAGUGCUUAUGUGAGAGGAGUUACCUGUGUAAUAUGUAUUUAUGCUUUAAAAAUUAACCAAAGCUUAACAUAUAAUUCUGUUGCUGGGGACUUUUGGGGUAAA